CUUCCUUCGUCUUUUUUCCCUUCUUUUUCCUUCCUUUCUCUCUUCUACUGCUUCUCCAUCUUUGUAAUUCCCCCCCCCUGUUAGGGUCCAUUUCUUCCCCUCCUCUUCCUGUGGAUCUUCUCCCCUCCCGCCUCCCCUUUCUUCCUCUCUUCUUCUCUUUGAUCAACAUCACAUCAUGUCCAAAUCUCGUCGGAACGUCAGGUUUCAACAUCGGGCCGGCGCCGACCAGCGCCGCCCAAGUAUCUCGGAUGUCAGCGAUGCGGCCUCUGAGCCGAGCAGUCCAUCUAAGAAUGGUAACGUCUCGAAACCCUCGACAAUUCCUGAAGAGCAAUCCGAAUACGAGAAGAAGAAGCAGACCUUCAUCACACGAACAAUAUGGACGUUUGUUAUGAUUGCCGGUUUCUUCAUCUCUAUGUUCUCGGGUCACAUCUACAUCCUUGGCAUCGUAACCGCUAUACAGAUUGUCUCGUUCAAGGAAGUCAUCGCCAUCUCCAAUGUCCCUAGCAAAGAGAAGAACCUGCGUUUCACCAAGUCGCUCAACUGGUAUUUCCUGGCUACGACCAUGUACUUUUUGUAUGGCGAGAGUGUUAUCUACUACUUCAAGCAUGUCCUUUUGGUCGACAAGAUCCUCCUGCCUCUGGCCACCCACCACCGUUUCCUCAGCUUCAUGCUCUACGUCAUGGGUUUCGUCUUCUUUGUCGCCUCGCUCCAGAAAGGACACUACCGGUUCCAGUUUACUCAGUUUGCCUGGACACAUAUGGCGCUCUACUUGAUCGUUGUUCAGGCGCACUUUGUUAUGAACAACGUCUUGGAGGGCAUGAUUUGGUUCUUCCUUCCGGCUUCCUUGGUUAUUACGAAUGACAUCUUCGCCUACGUCUGCGGUAUCACCUUCGGUCGCACCCAGCUGAUCAAACUGUCGCCCAAGAAGACUGUCGAAGGAUUCAUUGGCGCUUGGGUCUGCACCAUCAUCUUCGGCUACUUCAUGACCAACAUUCUGAUGCGCUACAAAUAUUUCAUUUGCCCCGUCAAUGAUCUCGGAUCCAACGUUUUGACCGGCUUGGAGUGCACUCUCAACCCGGCCUUUGUUCCCCAGCCUUACACAUUCCCCGAGUGGACCGGAUUGGGUACCUUCUACAUUGAACCCAUGCAGUUCCACAUCUUGGUUUUCGCGAGUUUCGCCUCUCUCAUCGCUCCCUUUGGAGGUUUCUUCGCAUCGGGACUCAAGCGGACUUUCAAGAUCAAGGAUUUCGGCGAGUCUAUUCCGGGCCACGGUGGUAUCACCGAUCGCAUGGAUUGUCAGUUCAUCAUGGGUUUCUUUGCCUACAUGUAUUACCACAGCUUCAUUGCCGUGUACAAGUCCACCGUUGGUGAUGUCAUGGAAGCUGCCAUCAACGGCCUCACAAUCGAAGAACAACUCGAGGUUGUUAAAGGCUUAGGCAAAUACCUGUACAACCAGGGAACUGUCUCGGAAACGAUCCUGAACUGCCUAGACACCGAACUCACACGCCAAUAAGCGCGUAUAACGACCCGUGUUUUUCCAUUUUUAUUUCGAUAACGAGCUCAACCUCCUACUCCCCUUCUAAAUCCUCCCCAUGAAGCGGAAAAUUGCGAAACAUGGAAAUUACUUUUAAUCGCCUUUAACAUUGUAUCUUCUUCACUUUAGACUUCCACCUUGAGGGUGCUCUCAUCUAUCUCAUCAAUCGGAACGGAUCCAACGAAACAAAUCAACCAUCUUCAUACUCUACACCAGAGGUCAUGGGAGAUCUCUCCCCUCUCACCUCUUUUUUUUGUUUCUCUAUGUGCUGAACUGUAACUUGUCAUCGUAUUGAGUCCUUGAUGUAUACAUGUCAGGAAAGAAAAAAAAGCCAAUAGUGUCAGACACAGGCUCUUA
Messenger RNA from Aspergillus wentii DTO 134E9, 1891 nucleotides. RefSeq names its product phosphatidate cytidylyltransferase (gene cds1). Lineage: Eukaryota; Fungi; Ascomycota; Eurotiomycetes; Eurotiales; Aspergillaceae. The record is from RefSeq and is a predicted model, not a curated record. Gene Ontology annotation, molecular function: phosphatidate cytidylyltransferase activity. The coding region runs from base 176 to 1513 and encodes 445 amino acids. The transcript has 4 exons. Gene Ontology annotation, cellular component: endoplasmic reticulum membrane.